AUGACUUGGAUGUCAUACAAGUAUUUUGCCGGGAACGUCAACCACCCGAUUUUAAUGGCAUUCGCCGUCUACCUAGAUGAUUUUUAUAAUUACAAGAAAUUAUCAGAAUCGACGGUGGCGAGAUUUUUCAAGAUGAUUUUUCCGAAUUUAGUCAAAACUGCGUACGCGCUAUUUCAAGCCAAAAGCAUCCGCAUACAUAACGCGUUAAGGGACAAGUUUCAACAGUAUCAGGACAGCGGCCAGGAGAGUUGUAGUGCGGUCAAUCAAGAUAUGUAUGAGGUGCUGAACACGGACUGCUCUGAUUAUUGGACGCAUCGUCUCGAAGUCUCGCUCGUUGGUCGCAUCUCGCGUAUCCAACAUGCUCUGGACCUGUGCCAUAGUGACAGGAGCACUCAACUCCUUGUCAUUCACCCGAAAAUCACCCACGACUUGGUCAGGUGCCCGCUCCUCGUCACAAAUCGACAAUUCGACGCCCGUCUCCACAGCCCGCCCUCCUUCGGCGCAAAUGAAGCACCCGCCAGGGCUGCCCUACCCUCCUCGGCACAAUAUUUUAAAAAAAAGCUCAAGCUAAUUGUAAUAGAGUUCAUUGCUUAUGUAAAGGAAUGCGUGACCCAGUCUAUUUUUGCGAUCGACGUCGACGGCGACGGCGACGUGGACGUGUUCUCGACGUCGUCGGGCGAUGCUCGGGGCGAGGGCACUAUCGCAUGCUACGAGAACGACGGCUCCCAGUCCUUCACGGAGCACAUCAUCAUGACGCUCGUGGACUACGCUUUUGUUGUCUUCGCGAUCAACCUCGACGGAGACGGGGACGUAGACGCGCUGUCGGAGAAUUACGAGAACGACGGGUCCCAGUUCUUUGCCGAGCGCAUCAUCAAGACGCUGGCGUACGGCGCGUUCUCUGUCUUCGCGAUCGACGUCGACGGCGACGGCGAUGUCGACGUGCCAUCAGCAGACGCAGGCUACGACACAGUCGCGUGGUAUGAGAACGAUGGCUCCCAGUCCUUCACGGAGCGCGCCAUUACGACGCUCGCGGACGAAGCUUACUCCGUCUUCGCCAUGUCGACGACGACGGCGACAUGGACGCGCUGUCGGCGUCCUACCGUGACGACACGGUCGCCUGGUACGAGAACGACAGGUUUGGGAGGCGGUGACAACGGGCACCGGCCAAGCGUACUCUAA
Aureococcus anophagefferens is the source of this 1179-nucleotide messenger RNA. RefSeq lists its product as hypothetical. The coding region runs from base 1 to 1179 and encodes 392 amino acids. The record is from RefSeq and is a predicted model, not a curated record. NCBI's taxonomy places the organism in Eukaryota, Pelagophyceae, Pelagomonadales, Pelagomonadaceae. The transcript has 6 exons.